This is a messenger RNA of Anarrhichthys ocellatus (wolf-eel), 1877 nucleotides long. RefSeq lists its product as uncharacterized. The record is from RefSeq and is a predicted model, not a curated record. The coding region runs from base 1 to 1023 and encodes 340 amino acids. NCBI's taxonomy places the organism in Eukaryota, Metazoa, Chordata, Actinopteri, Perciformes, Anarhichadidae. Gene Ontology annotation, molecular function: calcium ion binding; phospholipid binding. Gene Ontology annotation, biological process: lipid catabolic process; arachidonate secretion; phospholipid metabolic process. The transcript has 9 exons.
AUGUUCCUGAUGUGGAUCUUCAUUCUAUCUGCUGCUCCAAACGCACUUUCUGCCAGCUCCAUCUUCUGCCGGGACCCAGAGGCCGGCGACCAGAACACAGAUCACAUGACUGAUUGUCUCGGCCUGCGCUUCACUUGGCUCCACUCGCUCUUCGAUAACUUCCCCUCGCUGCUGACGUUUGCUCUGAAGCUCCGCUGUGCGACGGGGCUUUGUCCACGCGACCUGGAAGACUACGGCUGCUCCUGCAGAUACGUGGCCUCUGGAAACCCUGUGGAUCCUCUGGACAUCUGCUGCGAGACUCACAGGUCGUGUUAUCAGAACGCUGCCCCCUGCAGGCAGGAGCUGCCUCCUCUUCCCCACGACUUCACCUGCUCAGCUGCAAACACCAGCUGUGAUGCUGGUGAUUGGUGUCAGCAGAGUCUCUGUGGAUGUGACCAGGCCGCCAUCGACUGCAUGACUCAGAGCUCGUACAACUCGACACUGAAAGGCCUCGCCCAGUCGUCCUGCUCCGCCUCAAACCAGACGGAUGUGCUCAGCGGCACCGUGGAGACCGGCGGAGCCUUCGGAGGAGCAGACUUCCUCUCUGCAGUGACCGACUCUGUGAGCCACCAGCUCUCCAACGCGUCCUCCCUGUCAGCAGAUCCAGUUCUGUUCGUCCUCGACAGAGAAACGCUGAGCGAAGCAGAAUCAGAGCCGAGUGACCCGUCUCCACUGAGCGGAGACACGGAGACGACUUCAACGCCAGCGACUUCCAAUCGGACUACAACUGUUCUUAGGACUACAACUCCCAGAGAGACGACGCCUGCUGGUCUGGAGGAGUCCUCUGAGGAAGUCAUCGUCACGUCAUCGCUGACAUCAGCAAAACCACAAAUCAGUCCGUCUGAGAAAAUAAGAUCAUCUGAAGAAGAGGAAGACGGAGAAGAUGAUGAAGAUGAAGAUGAUGAAGGGGAGCAGGGAGCUCCAGAUGAGCAUGGCGAGUUUAAACUCAGCAAACCUUUGCAGGAUCUUACAAUUUCUCAAUGAUUCAGUUUAAUUUUAGUAUUCUGAGGAUUUCUUUAUUCACACAAAGUCUGACAGAUUUAGACAGGCCUUUGUUUGGAACGAGACAGUAUUAUUUAUUAGAAGUACAUCUUAACAUGCGUUAUGAAGAAGCCUCCCUCUGUGGAUCAGAGUCUCAACACGUCCUCCAUGUUGUCCAGAUGUUCACUCACCACUCUGCUCUCCGUCUUCAUAAACACCGUUUCGUUCACGGAUUCUUUCUGGUGGAGUUUUAUUUGCAUCAUGUGUUCGGCUGAUAUCAGUGACACCACUUCCUGCAGGUGUUUCACAAUAAAAGACUUCCAGUGGCUCUCUUACUUUCCUGCUUAGCUUUUAUUGUGAAACUUCUGCCGUUAGUGCUCAGUGUCAAUAAACAGCAACAUAGGAGCAGAGCUGGUGAAUAGAGAGGAGAAUACUGCAUAAUACAUAACUACUGAUCAGUGCUUCUUAUCAGCCCGUUUGUUUUAUUGUUCUGUAUUAAUAUCUGAGACUCAACACAAGCCUCCAUGAGAGAUUAGAAAUGAUGUAAAAACUCAAUUAAGAAGAAAAGUGUUGACAUGCUGGUUCACUUUGUCGACUUCGACUCAUAAAUGUAUGAAACUCUGAUCCUCUUAAUGCUCUUCUUCCUCCUCCUCAGUCACAGAUAUGCUGACUGUGUUAAAAACUACGACUGCUGAAGCAGCAGCAGCACCGACCGCAGCCACAGAGGAGUCCGACGAGGGGAAGGGGAGCUCCACACCGUCAGCACAGAACACACCAGCCUCUCAGACGGGUCCGUUCGUUACAUCACUUACACAUUUAAAUAGAUUGGUGACACGAUUAAACAUGUCGUCUUCAAG